Molecule: messenger RNA, 5662 nt
Organism: Astrephomene gubernaculifera
Lineage: Eukaryota; Viridiplantae; Chlorophyta; Chlorophyceae; Chlamydomonadales; Astrephomenaceae
Source: the annotation of a GenBank genome assembly
GUACGGUUGCUCGAUAUCUGCAAUUUAGGUCCUUUGUAAUGGCUUGGGUGUAUAAUGCAGGAAAUGGAACCGUGCGUUCAAGCUGCCGCUCCUCGUUCGCAACAAAUUAUCGUUUGCUUGAGCAAUGGCCAUAAUAUAUGGCGAGAGAUAAAGGCAUAGCUCUUGUAGGAUUUAUCGAUGAGCAAACCUCGUGCGAAUAGCUUAACCACAUGCCUUAUGGGCACCAAUGGACACAGCCUCGCAAAGGCCAUCUUGCCAUUAUCACAGAACUAAGGCCUUCAUCGUCUACUUACUUGUGUUGCUCUUGUGGACGACUCAUGCGAGACCAGCCCGCACACAGCAGCAACGGAUUGUUUCCGACCAUGCCGGGCUGCUUGCGGCCUUCAGAGACUUCAACGUGACUCAUAUUCGAGUAGCGGGCGGGUUUGUUGUUCGUAAUAGCAACGCCUCUUACGGUGGUCCUCUGCUGUUGGAGCGUAAUGUACUCGUCGAAGGAGCCAUUAAAGGGAGCUGGGAUGCCUAUCCCCGGCUAGAUUUUACUUUUGCAAGCUAUGCCCAGUGUCAACUGGGCCCCGGCGUGGUUCUCACCUUCCGACGCCUCACACUGGUCAACCUACUCUCAAUCGCUCAGCUGUCCCCCCGCACCUUCUUCGCACCCUCAGCCGCCUCGUCCAGCCUCGUGUGGGAGGAUGUGGUGCACAGACGCACCACAUGCCCUCCUCUGGACGUCAUAAGGCAGCAAUGGGCUCACGCAGCUGGGCCGCCAGGAAGUGCCGCCGGCGGAUCCCUGGAGUCUCAGCGUCCACAGUUAAGGCGCCCGCAGCAAUCGCAGCAAUCGCAGCAGCGCUUGGUGUGGCUAUCGGAGGGCGCUGUGCUCUGUGGCAGCAGCGGUGGCAGUGAUAGUGAUAGCAGCAGCGGUGGCAGCAAUGUUGGCGGCAGCACUGAAAGCCAUGGCAGCAGCGGCAGUGAUAGUGGUGGUAAUCGCGGCCAUCAAGAAGGGCAGCUGCUGCGGCGGCAACAGUCCUGCUGCUCCCCCGUGUUGCGAGGACUGGAUGUGACGGUUGACUUGCCGACUGGUGGCCGCACACACUGGAACAACACGUUGCUGGUGUGUGACGGCUUUCUGCCGCCGCAGCACGAGGAGCCCACUGAUGAGGAGUGCCGUGCAGUGGUGGCACGGAGGCAGCUGCGGGAGCUGCAACGUUCCCCAUCACCACCGCAGCAGCACCAGCUGCAGCAACACAAGCAGCGCAUGCUGCUGGCAUUGGCUCAGGGUGGUGGCACACAUGCUGCUGCGGGUCUGCGCCGCGCUGCUACUGGAAUGUUGCACGGUCCUGGCGUCAGCUACAUUGCGGGGGCCGUGUUGCUGCUGUCCCUCCUGGCUUCAUCGCUGGUGUUGAUGUUAGUGGUGAUGGUGGUGCUUCCAUCCACUGUAUGCGUCUUUUUUGGCCGCCAAAAGGGCCAGCCGGGGAGCACAGCACGCACAGCAGGAGCCCGAGCUGCCCGGCGAGCGGGAGAGGGAGGCGCAGAAACCACUGCUAAUGUGCGUGGGCAUACGACCGAACUUCAGCCAUCAGGCAGUGGACCACCCUCGGUGCCCGUUGUUGACCCUUGUAAGACGGCUCUGCAGGUGGUCAUGGUUGCUGGUGCUGCUGGUGCUGAUGCUAGCGGCACUGGUGCUGGGCGUGCCGCUGUCAGAACACAGACCUCUGCAACUGAGUGCAUCGCAGACACUGCUCCUUCUGACGCCGCCGCUCCUUCUAUAACCAGCAGCCCUGCCCCUGCGUCCAUUGCUAUGGACACUGUCACCACUGCGGAUGCCACUACCGUGGAUGCUACCACUGUGUCCACGUGUGCUGCUUGCAGCAGCUGGGAAACUGCUGCUGCAACCACUUCUUGUGCUGCAGCAGCGAGGGUUAUCACGACUCCUGCUACUGCGGUCACUGCAGCAGCUGGGUUUCAGGUGGCCAACGCUACUGUCAGUGGUGACAGCAGCAUCACUGCCAGCAGGAAUGCAGCCGUGGAAGACAGCUGUGGAGGUUGCUACAGACCACAACCCGAUGCAAGUAAAGGUGGGGCGGCCCUUGCAGCCCCGUACCAACCCAAGGUGUGGCAGCAGCAGGAGGGCCAGCAGCAGGAGGGAGCUCGCCCUGUUAGUACCCCAUGUGCAGCUACUGCAGACGCACGUGACCGUGCGGGCGAUCCAUCAUGUGGUUGCACGCUGCCAUUGCUGCUGCUUCCAUCAAUCCUGCGGAGGCAGGCCAGCAAAACCACCCACGGCGCCAGCAAUACCGGACAAGCAACCGUCACCAUUGUUACGGAUGGUGAUGCUGGCAGCACCAUUGGUGGUAGCCUCAAUGCUAACAGUGCUGCUGUUGAGCAACGGUUGGUCCAAGCACGUGGGGAGCUCCAACAGGAGCAGGAGCAGCAGCAGCAGCUACAACUACACCACCGACAACCUGCUCGGCAGCUGUGUGCCCCUGCUCCUCUUCCACCGCAACAACAGCAGCAGCAGCAGAGCCCGCGGCAGAGCCAGCACCUGCAGCAGCAGCCACAGCACCUGCAGCCUCCACUGCCGCCGCAGUGGCAAUCACAUCCGUUGACACAGCAAUCCCUGCUGUCCCAGGACCAGCCACAGCCCACCUCCCAGACCACCAUGCUGACGACGUCUGUGGGAUCCCUGGGGUCUGCCUUCAUUGCCCUCUUGCGGGCUAUGGGCAGCCGCCGGGGCACAAACACCAGUGAGCGCGAGCAGAGCAACUGUGGAACAGGUGAUGUUGAAUGUGACAGACCCACGGCAGGUACCAGUACCGUCAUGGCCCGUGGUAGUCGUGUCUGCUGUGAGGAUGCCUCGACGACGCCACAAAGCACAUCCACACCUGCUGCAACACCUUCAACCCCGCCAAUGACAGUACCUAUGACACAGACGGUGCCGCCAGGCAUACCUGCAUCCCCAGCAACAUGCGAGGCAUCAGCACAGGGUGAACCUGCUGCAAGGGAGGCACCGACGACGACAGCAAUGGUGCCCAUACACCGCCGGGUUCUGAGGAAUAAUACCGGCCUGGCUGCCUGGAAGGCUGCUUCAGGUCGUACUGCGGAACGUGAGACAACAGGAGUGGAUGGGCUCAGGAGUGCAGGAGGUCUGAGGUCAGGGCCCAACCCACAUGGGCACGCGGGUGGUGGGAUGAGGAUGGCGUCAUCACGUUUCCCAACCCGAGCUUUGUCCUCCGGGCCUGACCCCGGGUGUUCCGACCGCCCAUCCUUGAGUGAGAUCCAACGGGAACUGGAGCGGCUGGAGGAACGACUGAUGCAGCGUGACCCACGGUUCGCUAGACAGCAUCGCCUGCUGCAGGAGCAGAGGAAAGAGAGAAGGUCGCUACAGCAGGAUCAGGAGCAGCAACAACAGGAAGGAGGGCAUGCCUCGACCCUACAGCAGCUGGAGGCGGCCCUAGAAGCCGGGUACUUCAUUAAAGAGAGAUGAGCUACAGCUGCGGCGGCGGACACAACAUACAUGUACAAGUUGCAUUGUAGGGGAACAGCAGCAGCUUUGAUACCGCUACCGUGCUACCGUGCUUGCUUGUGAGCUCAUUUGGGUGAUUCAAGCGCUAGAGAAGGAUGGGGGUGUCCGGAAAGUGCCAAUUGGGGCUUUGCUGCCUGGAAAACUUGGGAGGUAUGUUCCAUGGACUUACCGUUGUUGUUGUUGUGGCAAUGGGGGUGUGGGGACUGAGCGGUGUUUACCUGGUAGGAAAUCCCUAACUAUUCUUCAAUAUUUUGGUCCAUGUACGCUUCGUUAUGCAUGGUGUUGGACUGUCCGGGCUUGUCAGCUAUCUGCCAGCCCCGGUCGUACUUGAAGUGUUGGUUUUCCCAUUUCGGUAUUUUCCUAUUAUGGAUUGGUGUAUCUUAUGCGGAUGUGCUUUGAGGCUCCGCCAUCUGUUGUCUUUAGGAAGUGGGCGUUACUGUUGUUCCGGUUUGGAAAGAGCAUUCAUGCAUUCCUGCCUGGUCAUUUGGAAUUUGGUGGGUGUUUGUACGGCUUUUCAAGCCUGUUGGGAUGCUUGUGAAGGCGAAAGCAAGGUGCGGCCGUACGUUGUAGCUGGUAGGCUUUCCCCUUCGUUAGGUUGCUGGGCUGUGGCUGUUAAGAGUUUGGAGAUUUAACACUGUUGUUGCGUUGUCGCAAAUGGCAUGUUGGCGCAUAUGGUUUUUGAACCGGUUGGUUUCUCAUGAGGCUAGAUAGGUCCCCCGGGGGGCUAACCACGAUUGCAGUGUGCACCUUGGUUGGAGGAACUGAGCCGCAGCGCUUAUGCUGCGGCAGAAUCUGACGUUUGCUAGGAAGAACUGGCCGUGGUGAAAAUCUGAUGUGUGUUUUGGUAAAGCUGGCCGUGGGGAAGAAUGUACUGUGGUUUCAGGUAUGCUGUGUGUUCCGAAGCUGGCCGCGAGUAAGAACGGGCUGUCUGUGUUUACUGCAUCUCUUUUGAGCUCAGGUGCACAGCAGCGCAGCCCAGUCGUGCUGGGCACACCGCCAUUUCGCUUGCCUGUUGCUCACUGCUGGUAUCAUGGCACGCACGUGCACGUGUACACCUGACAUACACCGAUACUGACCAACUGAUUUGUGGCAAGCAAGCUGAGGCAAGCCUACAUUGUGAAAUCUUGGAAGUCUUUUUGGGACUUUUAAUCUACUGUGUGUUUUCAAUGGCCUCAAGCGCCGAGGAGUGAUGCAGGUGUGGUGGGAAUGAUGCAGGUGUGGUGUGGUUGCCGGUAAGGCCUUUUCAGCCCCAACGGGAAAAGGUCAUCAUAACUGAAGUUGGACUACUGCCGUACGUGUGCCUUUGUGUCAAUGUCGAUUUGUGUGCAGCAGUGGGUGAGAUGGUGUUUCAGCUGGAGCAGAACCUUGCUCGCUGCCUACGUUGGGGCUAUUGCAUGCUGGUUAACAUCUGGCGAAUUGCGGCAGGAUGUCGAGGGGACCUGUUGGCCACCUGAUCAUCCCAACUUACCCGCUGUCUCGCCCUCACUUAAGGUUUGGUUUUUCCUGAACUGCCGACAUUAAGAUGCAUUUGGAUGGGAGUGUACCGUUGCCUGUCUGAAAGGGUGGCCAGCUGCUUGCGGCCUGAACUUGGCUUUACUGCACUACUGCAGCAGAGAGUGUCGCCAGGACUGGCAUCGGUAUUGGUUACUGUCGUACCGAUUUCCUGCCUAGCUGUGUCCGGCCGACGCUAGGUUUCUGUUGCAUGCAUGGUGCUCUUGCUUGUAUGGUGUUGAGUGCUACUGCUGGUUCGGUAUGGUGUAUGUUACGAGUUCAUAGGUUUUGUGUCGGUGGUUGAUGGAUAGAUCUCGCCCAUGUGCCAAGGAGCAUGUCCCCUUGGGCAUGCAGCAGGGGAUUUGUGAACCUGCAUGAUGGCUAUGAACACUGCUGGCCGGGGUGAUGUCUGUAUGUAAGGUAUCUUGUUGAAUGGGCUCAUCGUGAUUCCUUGGCUAAAUGCAUGCAGUCCCGGGCACUGCUGGACAGCCGGAUGCGGCGAGGUCGGGAUUACCGUCCUUCUGUAUCGGAGCCGGGAUUUUCUGCAGGCAUUUGGCAGGCCAUGUGCAUGGGCCUGGCGCUCCUGUAAAGGAAGGACUAAGUGUGGGAACAAAUUGGAACGAGUAAGGCUGUAACGGUACAACCGCGGGG